AUGGUCAUAAAGAAGUUCGCCAUCACCACCAACCAAGACUUGUACUCGCUUCACGAGGUUGACGCAGAAGGCGUGGACAAGGCUAUAGCUGACACAGACUGUCUGGUAGACGUUAUGAUACAAUGGGGAGUGCAGCUGUACCCCCACCGCAGUUUGAAGCUUGAUUUUAAUACCAAGAAGUGUGGCAAAGGUCAGAGACAGAGUGGGGUGACUUGUAGAGAGGCUGCCGCGGCCAUUGAUGAG
This is a messenger RNA of Sphaeroforma arctica JP610, 243 nucleotides long. RefSeq lists its product as hypothetical. Lineage: Eukaryota; Ichthyosporea; Ichthyophonida. The transcript has a single exon. The record is from RefSeq and is a predicted model, not a curated record. The annotation marks the transcript as partial.